CAACAAGUUCAGCUGGGAAGAUGGCGGAUGACAAGGAAGCUUUUAUAGGAAAAGGUCUUUCUGGCUCACCCCAUCCCCUCCCAAUUCCCAGCUUCUGAUGGAAUUGAGCAAGGGGUGGGGCUGAGUCAGACUGCUGGAGUCUCGCUUGUCCUAGGAUUCUCUGCCUAAGCUUAAGGACCUGGCAUUUCUCAAGAACCAGCUGGAACGCCUGCAGCGGCGUGUGGAAGACGAAGUCAACAGUGGAGUGGGCCAGGAUGGCUCGCUGUUGUCUUCUCCGUUCCUCAAGGGAUUCCUGGCUGGCUAUGUGGUGGCCAAACUGAGGGCAUCAGCGGUAUUGGGCUUUGCUGUGGGCACCUGCACUGGCAUCUAUGCGGCUCAGGCAUAUGCUGUGCCCAAUGUGGAGAAAACAUUAAGGGACUAUUUGCAGUCGCUACGCAAGGGGCCGGACUAGCUCCAGGUGCCAUGGAAGAGGCAGGAUGAGCGGCUCAGCCUUCAGGUGGAGACACUUUAUCUGAAUUCCCCAGCUGUCAUCCAUUUGCUCUCUCCAACUUUCCUGCCACCUUCAUCCUUGCCUCCCUUCCUGCAGAUUGUGAACAGUAGUUCCUCAGCCUACACCCUGGAUACCUUCUUCCGCUUCCUAACUUCAUGGGACUGGCCCCAAGAUUGUGACUUCAAGGACUACCAGCCCCUUACUCUUCAAGCCCUGACUGUGGGGUUGGUAGAUGCCUCCGAUCCUCAGUAUUCUCUCUGGCAAUGUUCCACAGCUCCUCCUUCCUGGGAGCUGGCUCCGUAACUUGAUUUACCCCAAACGUGUUGCAAUCCCUGCUGCCCCUUAGUCACCCAGGGUCUGGUGUGGGUAUGAGUGUAGAGGAUGGGGGUAUGCCGGGCCUGCGCCGUCCCAGGCAGGCCCGCUGGACCCUGAUGCUACUCCUAUCCACUGCUAUGUAUGGUGCCCACGCCCCACUGCUGGCACUGUGCCAUGUGGACGGCCGAGUGCCCUUCCGGCCCUCCUCAGCCGUGCUGCUGACUGAGCUGACCAAGCUACUGUUAUGCGCCUUCUCCCUUCUGAUAGGCUGGCAAGCAUGGCCCCAGGGGGCCCCACCCUGGCGCCAGGCUGCUCCCUUCGCACUAUCAGCCCUGCUCUAUGGCGCUAACAACAACCUAGUGAUCUAUCUUCAGCGUUACAUGGACCCCAGCACCUACCAAGUGCUGAGCAAUCUCAAGAUUGGAAGCACGGCUGUGCUCUACUGCCUCUGCCUCCGGCACCGCCUCUCUGUGCGUCAGGCGUUAGCUCUGCUGCUGCUGAUGGCUGCCGGGGCCUGCUGUGCAGCAGGGGGCCUUCAAGUGCCUGGGAACACCCUUCCCAGUCCCUCUCCAGCAGCUGCCGCCAGCCCCAUGCCCCUGCAUAUCACUCCGCUGGGCCUCCUGCUCCUCAUCCUGUACUGCCUCAUCUCAGGCUUGUCUUCAGUGUACACAGAGCUGCUCAUGAAGCGACAGCGGCUGCCCCUGGCACUUCAGAACCUCUUCCUCUAUACUUUUGGUGUGCUCCUGAAUCUAGGUCUGCAUGCUGGAGGCGGCCCUGGCCCAGGCCUUCUGGAAGGUUUCUCAGGAUGGGCAGCACUCGUGGUGCUGAGCCAGGCACUAAAUGGACUGCUCAUGUCCGCUGUCAUGAAGCACGGCAGCAGCAUCACACGCCUCUUUGUGGUGUCCUGCUCACUGGUGGUCAACGCCGUGCUCUCAGCAGUCCUGCUACGGCUGCAGCUCACAGCCGCCUUCUUCCUGGCCACAUUACUCAUUGGCCUGGCCAUGCGCCUGUACUAUGGUAGCCGCUAGUCCCUGACAACUUCCACCCUGAUUCCGGACCCUGUAGAUUGGGCGCCUCCACCAGACCCCUAUCCCAGCCUUCCUCCCCCUCCCAUCAGCAGCCCUGUAACAAGUGCCUUGUGAGAAAAGCUGGAGAAGUGAGAGCAGCCAGGUUAUUCUCUGGAGAUCGGUGGAUGAAGGGGUACCCCUAGGAGAUGUGAAGAAUGUGUUUGGUUAAGGAAAUGCUUACCAUCCCCCACCCCAACCAAGUUCUUCCAGACUAAAGAAUUAAGGUAACAUCAAUACCUAGGCCUGAGAAAUUACCCCAUCCUUGUUGGGCAACUCCCUGCCUUGUCCUGCAUGAACAGAGUUGAUGAAAGUGGGGUGUGGGCAACAAGUGACUUUCCUUGCCUACUUUAGUCACCCAACAGUGGCUACUGCCUACAGUAGCCCUGUUGCCACAGAUUAUACAACCAUUACCCCAGCCACUUUGACAAUCACCCCCAGUUCCAGCAAUGCCUAGAGACAUGCUCCCUGCCCUUUCCACAGUGCUGCUCCCCACACCUAGCCUUUGUUCUGGAAACCCCAGAGAGGGCUGGGCUUGACUCAUCUCAGGGAAUGUAGCCCCUGGGCCCUGGCUUAAGCCGACACUCCUGACCUCUCUGUUCACUCUGAGGGCCAUCUUGAAGCCUGCUACCCACUCUGAGGCUCCUGGGAGGUACCAUGCUUCCCACUCUGGGUCCUGCCCCUGCCUAACAGUCUCCCAGCUCCCAACAGCCUGGGGAAGCUCUGCACAGAGUGAUCUGAGACCAGGUACAGGAAACCUGUAGCUCAAUCAGUGUCUCUUUAACUGCAUAAGCAAUAAGGUCUUAAUAAAGUUUUCUAGGCUGUAGGGUGGUUCCUACAACCACAGCCA
Rhinopithecus roxellana (golden snub-nosed monkey) is the source of this 2719-nucleotide messenger RNA. It is a transcript of the gene SLC35A4, whose product is annotated as solute carrier family 35 member A4. The coding region runs from base 859 to 1833 and encodes 324 amino acids. The transcript is spliced from 3 exons. Gene Ontology annotation, cellular component: Golgi membrane. Gene Ontology annotation, biological process: pyrimidine nucleotide-sugar transmembrane transport. Lineage: Eukaryota; Metazoa; Chordata; Mammalia; Primates; Cercopithecidae. The record is from RefSeq and is a predicted model, not a curated record. Gene Ontology annotation, molecular function: pyrimidine nucleotide-sugar transmembrane transporter activity.